AUGUCAGAAAAGGACAUGAAAAAAAGAGGUCGCGGUGCCUAUAUUGAAAAAACUGCCACUGUUGACGAGUUCAAAACAACCUUAGCUCAAGAUUUAUGUUGGGUUGGAAAAACCGCACAAAGAAAAAGGGGUCGACCAAGUGUCAAUUCUCCGCGUAACUCUCCCGUACCUAUUCCCCUAAAAAGAAGAUGUCUGGAAAACAGACCUACCGAUGCAAUGAAAUUUGAUAAUUUCGGACACAGUGAAUCGGGAACGAUGCAAAAAGCCUCUAUGCAAAGGAAAAUCCAGAGUGAAAUGUGA
Molecule: messenger RNA, 300 nt
Organism: Acanthoscelides obtectus
Lineage: Eukaryota; Metazoa; Arthropoda; Insecta; Coleoptera; Chrysomelidae
Source: the annotation of a GenBank genome assembly